This is a messenger RNA of Loa loa (African eye worm), 471 nucleotides long. RefSeq lists its product as hypothetical. NCBI's taxonomy places the organism in Eukaryota, Metazoa, Nematoda, Chromadorea, Rhabditida, Onchocercidae. The transcript has 3 exons. The annotation marks the transcript as partial. Gene Ontology annotation, cellular component: cell surface. The record is from RefSeq and is a predicted model, not a curated record.
AUGUUGCAAACAUUGCUAUUAUUUUUGCUACUAACAAAUUUUCCAGUACUGGAAAAUCGAAUGCAAUCUAUAAAAAUACGUGGAAUUUUUCGAUGUGGUAAAGAAAUUCCUCAUAAUGCAACAAUUGAAUUAUGGGAUGAAGAUCAACCAUUGCUAAAUUUUAUUCAUCAAUUUAUCAUUCAAAAAAAAAGUUUGAAUCCUGAUGACAAACUUUUCACGACACAUCCAAAUAUCAAUGGUACAUUCGAAAUUAAUGCUAUGCAUGAUGAAUUUACAAAAUUAAAUCUAUAUAUGAUAGUUUAUCAUCAAUGUGAACAUUUGAUGCAUUGCAAAUCUAAUCAAUAUAAGGAUAGAAUGUUUCAAAGAUGGCGACGAUUUAUAUUUCGUAUACCAGGACAAUAUGUAAGUGAUGGUGACAUAGCUAUGAAAACUUUCGAUUUGGGUACCUGGAAUUUACAAUUCAAAUUUAUG